Molecule: messenger RNA, 520 nt
Organism: Sebastes umbrosus (honeycomb rockfish)
Lineage: Eukaryota; Metazoa; Chordata; Actinopteri; Perciformes; Sebastidae
Gene: dpy30
Product: dpy-30 histone methyltransferase complex regulatory subunit
Exons: 5
Coding region: 143-424 (93 amino acids)
Cellular component (GO): Set1C/COMPASS complex
Source: RefSeq, a predicted model, not a curated record
AUAAGGUUUUGAUCAGGUUAUCACCGGUUUGUAUUGAUUGUUUGUUUCUUUGCUGCGUGUUUCCGGUUCGAUUUGAUGAUUCGGUGACUCAGUUUGAACAACAGAGCUUCAUUUUACCGAUCACACAGACGCAGAUCAGUCCAUGGAGGGACACACUCCUGUGUCUGAAAACCCUCACGCAGAAUACGGCCUGACGGAAAACAUCCAGAGGACGGUGGAGAACGAGAAGGCGAGCGCAGAGAAGAUGUCCAAGCAGAAGGUGGACCUGCAGGCGCUGCCGACCCGAGCGUACCUGGACCAGACGGUGGUCCCGAUCCUGCUACAGGGUCUAUCGGUGCUCGCCAAGGACAGACCUCCGAACCCCAUCGAGUAUCUGGCAGCGUUCCUGCUGAAGAACAAAUCCCAGUUUGAAGAGAGAAAUUAAACUCUGAAGUCAUUUCAUACAAUAGAAACGUGUGUUUGUUAAUGCUAGACUGUUUUUUUUUAUCCACAAUAAACAUGUUGAUGAUGUGAAAGAGGA